AUGCAUUUUAAACCCCCGGUCUUGAAAGUACUCCUCGCAAUCAUAUGUACUGCCUUAGCUGCGCCUCUAACCCACUUUCACCACCCUGCAACUGCAGCGGUUCCCAACUACGAUCAUCUUGUGAACACAACUCGUCAUGCCGAGGAUAAACGCCAGCUUCAAGUCCUUGUCGAUGCAGUUGCCAUCGCCAGGGUCGUGGUAACCAUCGCUGACGCCCUCUUGAAGCUGGUCGACGGCAUUGAAGACCUUGUGAAUCAGCACCCAAUCGAAAGCAAUUUCACGCAGAGCACGGUCUCAAAAUUAAGGGACGUCUAUCCGACGAUGAAUGUGAUUGUCUUCCAUAACAAAAAGUCUGGCUACGAUUUUUACGGCGGUAACCAUACACAUUACGAAUUGGAUAUCGGAUGGGGCAAGACGGAAGGCUAUGAGACCUGGAUUUUCAACCACGGCACCUCUGAACGCGCCGGUGAGGCCCGACGUCAAGUUUUAUAG
This is a messenger RNA of Cladophialophora psammophila CBS 110553, 492 nucleotides long. RefSeq lists its product as uncharacterized. The record is from RefSeq and is a predicted model, not a curated record. Lineage: Eukaryota; Fungi; Ascomycota; Eurotiomycetes; Chaetothyriales; Herpotrichiellaceae. The transcript has a single exon. Bases 1 to 492 code for a protein of 163 amino acids.